AUGUCAAGCUCAAGAUUAAGAGCUUACAACACAGAUACCGUCAAAUCUUUGGCUCUGGUCACAAGUGAAGGUAUAGUCAUCAAAUCACAAAUCUCUCCAAAAAAAUCAAACUGCUACUCAUGCUGUGGUUGUCUCUCCUUCUUUGAAUCAAACAAACAAGAUUCAAACUAUAACCAUGAAUAUCCUUACCAUUCUGCAAUGGAUAACGUUUCAGGUAACAUCAUCAUUCCUUAUGGCAGAAUUUUAAACGUGGAGUAUUUAGAUGGCGCAAAUAAUAAUAAUAAUAAUAGUAAUAAUAAUAAUAGUAACAACAAUACUAAUAACAUUAACAAUAAUAACAACAAUAAUAACAAUAAUAAUAAUAAUAAUAAUAAUAAUAACAAUAGUAGCAGCAGCAGUAGUAGUAAUAAUAAUAGUAGUAGCAACAGCUCCUCACCUACUCCAAUCAGCAUUAGCAUUAGAAGAAAAUCCGAAUCACCUCCAAAAUACAUCUCUAAAAAAUCUUCCAUAAUUGAAAUUACAAGACCUGAAAGUCCAUUCGAUGUAGCUGUACCACUCCCUGUCGAUGUAAACUCCGUUGCAAUUUUAAUGACUUAUGUCGAAGCAAAAUCAAACGAUAUAGUGAUUAAAAAAGUCUCUCUAUCAAUCGAUAUUACUACUAUUGGUGCAAAAGGUGAUGUCGUUCAAGAAAUUUUAGAUAGAAGUUAUAAAGAUGCUAAAAGAAAUAGAUCGAUUUUAGUAGUUAUCAAUCCAUAUGGUGGUAAAGGUAAGGCAAAAAAAUUGUACCUAAAUAAAUGUCAUGACAUUUUGAUUCAAAGUAAAUGUAAAGUUGACAUAGUUUAUACAAAUUAUGGGGGCCAUGCAAUUGAUAUAGGUCGUGAAUUAGAUAUUUCAAAAUAUGAUACUAUUGCUUGUGCUUCUGGUGAUGGUAUACCUUAUGAAAUUUUAAAUGGUUUAUAUCAGAGACCUGAUAGAGUCGAAGCAUUCAAUAAAUUAGCAAUCACUCAACUACCAUGUGGUUCAGGUAACGCAAUGAGUAUCUCAUGUCAUUGGUCGAGUAACCCUUCAUAUUCCGCAUUAUGCUUAGUUAAAGGUACAGAAGCAAGAAUUGAUCUAAUGUGUUGUUCUCAAGACUCAUACUACAAGGAAUCUCCAAGACUUUCUUUCUUAAGUCAAACUUUUGGUGCUAUUGCUGAAUCAGAUAUUAACACAGAAUGUAUUAGAUGGAUGGGUCCCGCUAGAUUCGAUAUAGGUGUGGCAUUAAAUGUAAUCCAAAGAAAAAAAUAUCCUUGUGAUAUCUAUGUCAAAUAUUUAGCUGAAGAUAAAGAUCGUGUAAAGGAUCAUUAUAUUCAGAAAAAGGGUAGCCCAGCAUUAUUAUUAGAAGAUAGCCUAAAUUCACAAAAAUUUAAUGAUCCAAGUCCAGUAACAAAGGAAAGUUUUGAAUUAAAAUAUCCUCUAGACAAUGGUGUACCUGAUGAUUGGGUUAGAAUCGAUCCAAACUUAACAAAUAAUUUGGGUAUCUUUUAUACAGGUAAGAUGCCAUAUAUGGCUUUAGAUGUUAAAUUUUUCCCAGCGGCUUUGCCUUCAGAUGGUGCGAUUGAUAUGGUUUUAACAGAUGCCACUACCCCUAUCUAUAAUAUGAUCGGUAUAUUAACUUCUCUAGACACCGGAAGUCAUGUCUUAGAUCCAAAGGUCAUUCAUUCAAAAGUGUUAGCAUACAAAAUCAUUCCAAAAAUCAAAAAUAGUUUAUUCUCUGUUGAUGGUGAAAAAUUCCCAUUGGAACCUUUACAAGUUGAAGUUUUACCAAAGCUUUGUAAAACUAUCCUAAGAAAUGGUAAAUAUAUUGAUACAGAAUUUGAAUCUCUGUGA
Molecule: messenger RNA, 1869 nt
Organism: Vanderwaltozyma polyspora DSM 70294
Lineage: Eukaryota; Fungi; Ascomycota; Saccharomycetes; Saccharomycetales; Saccharomycetaceae
Gene: LCB4
Product: sphinganine kinase LCB4
Exons: 1
Coding region: 1-1869 (622 amino acids)
Biological process (GO): sphingosine biosynthetic process
Cellular component (GO): membrane; cytoplasm; intracellular membrane-bounded organelle
Source: RefSeq, a predicted model, not a curated record